AUCUGUAAUCGCUUCCGGGGAGGAGGACUUGGGGAGACAGGAGGGCGUGGGCGUGUCUGGUAUGGGAUGCCUUGCAAAGGAGGGGGCCUUGCGGAGAUGUGUGGGUGGUUCAUUUGAGGAAUCGUUUUCUUCCUUUUUGCCCUUUGAUUUGCCAAAAGGGAGAGUCCCCAUGGUCUCUGUUCAAGUUUUGGAAACUUUCUCUUUGGGUGGGCCUAAUCACAUACUACUUCAUUAUAGAACUGCCCAGGGCCUUUUCUGAUACUGAGCACAAACGUAGGGAAUAUGGCAGAAGAAAGGAAGCCUAUGCUGGGCUUCGUGGGCAAACUCCCCAGUGGGACCACACCUGGAAACUCAGGCAAGACUCGCUGCCCUUUGUGCAUGGGGCUUUUCAAAGCCCCCAGGCUCUUGUCUUGUUUGCACACAGUUUGCACCACCUGUCUGGAGCAGCUGGAACCCUUCUCAGUAGUGGACAUCCGAGGGGGAGAUGACACAAGCUCUGAGGGGUCAGUUUUCCAGGAACUCAAGCCACGCACUCUGCAGCCUCAGAUUGGCAUCCUCUGUCCGGUAUGUGAUGCUCAGGUGGACCUGCCCAUGGGUGGAGUGAAGGCUUUAACCACAGACCACCUGGCCGUGAAUGAUGUGAUGCUGGAGAGUCUGCGUGGGGAAGGCCAGGGCCUGGUGUGUGACCUGUGCAGCGACAGGGAAGUGGAGAAGAGGUGUCAGACCUGCAAAACCAAUCUCUGUCACUUCUGCUGCCAGGCUCAUAGGCGGCAGAAGAAGAUGACUUACCAUCCCAUGGUGGACCUGAAAGACUUGAAAGGCUACAGCCAGAUUGGGAAACCCAUUCCGUGUCCCGCUAACCCUGCGGAGGAGCUGAGACUGUUCUGUGAGCUCUGUGACCAGCCCGUGUGCCGGGACUGCAUGGUGGGGGAGCACCGGGAGCACCCCUGCGACCUCACCAGCAACGUUGUCCACAAGCACGGGGACUCCGUGCGGGAGCUCCUCAAAGGCACCCAGCCCCACGUGGAGGCCCUGGAGAAGGCCCUGGCACAGAUCAAAGGGACCAACAGUGCCCUGCAGGAACGGGUGGAGGCUGUGGCCGCCGACGUCCACACCUUCUCCGAGGGCUACAUCAAGGCCAUCGAGGAGCAUCGGGACAAGCUGCUGAAGCAGCUGGAAGACAUCCGGAUCCAGAAGGAAAACUCCCUGCAGCUGCAGAAGGCACAGCUGGAGCAGCUGCUGGCAGACAUGCAGACUGGAGUGGAGUUCACCGAGCGCUUGCUGACCAAUGGCUCCGACCUGGAGAUCCUCAUCACCAAAGGGGUGGUCAUGGAACGGCUCACAAAGUUGAACAAAGUGGCAUAUAGUGCCCAUCCUGGAGUGAACGAGAAGAUCACCUUCUCUCCUAAGGAGAAAGCAGGCCUGUGCCGUGGCUAUGAAGUUUAUGGGGCCAUCAAUACCAAAGAGGUCGAUCCAGCCAAAUGUGUCCUUCAAGGGGAAGAUCUCCACAGAGCCCGAGAGAAACAGACAGCCUCUUUCACCGUCAUGUGUAAGGAUGCAGCAGGAGAGAGCAUGGGCAGGGGAGGAGAGAACAUUCAAGUCGCAGUAGUCCCUAAAGAUAAGAAAGACAGUCCAGUCAAAACGAUGGUCCACGAUAACAAGGAUGGGACAUACUAUGUUUCCUAUACCCCCAAGGAACCUGGCAUCUAUACUGUGUUCGUCUGUGUCAAGGAACAACAUGUGCAGGGCUCACCAUUCACUGUGACCGUGAGGAAACGGCACCGCUCACACCCAGGCGUAUUUCACUGCUGCACGUUCUGCUCCAGCGGAGGCCAGAAGACUGCUCGCUGCGCAUGUGGAGGCACCAUGCCGGGUGGGUACCUAGGCUGUGGCCACGGACACAAAGGCCACCCGGGGCGCCCCCACUGGUCGUGCUGUGGGAAGUUUAACGAGAAGUCAGAAUGCGCGUGGGCAGGUGGGCAGAGCGCAGCGAGCAGUCUACUGAGGACGGUGGCCCUCUGAUGGCUUCCUGGGUCUGUGGUCACAGCUGCGGCCAGCACAGCUUCAGAUCACCAGAGGACCCCUGACCUUAAUUCUGAAGAAACUGAUAGAAUUUAAAACAAAGUGCCUUAUGUUAUACCCUUGAGUCCAAAAGUACCUUUUUGUGAGUUACUCACUGAUUGUACGUGCAGGUGGUCGAGCACCAGAGACCACACUACAUUUCUCUUCUUCUUGGCCAAAGGUCUUUGGGGGGAGGGGAGGCAGUCAGCUGUCUCGUUAAAGUUAAUACCAGAUGGUGCCCCUCAUUAGUGUCCUUUUAAAACAUAUAUACUGUAGUCCAGUAGGAGAGCGACUGUACAAAAUGGCUAAAAUAGAGUUUAGAAUCAUACAGUGUGUAUCUUAGUUCAUCUUCAAAAGCAGACAGAUCUUUGAAACUAGAGGUUGUUAAUCAAAGCUGGCUUUAUAGGAGGAGUAUAAUGUAUGCAUUACUGUUUUAAAACAGUGUCAGUGUGUGCAUGUUUUUGUAUGACUGAGCCCAUUCAUUGUUAAGUCUAAUAAACUCGUUAGAAAUAAUGUACUCAUGUAGACUAGCAAUAUAGUAUGUAGAUGUGAUCUCAGUUGUAAACAGAAAAAUCUAAUUGAAUAAACUAUGUAUCACCCCCUCAAAAAAAAAAAAAUGUCCUUUCUAUACCAAGGAGGCUCCUUUCUGUUUUGUACAGACAUGGAGGUACCCAUGCCAUUGGAAUUUAGCACUCACGGGGGUAAUUUAGUUCCUCACUUUUUGAUGUAUAACUUUCUUAUUUCUCCCUGAGCUAUGUGUCAUUUAGAUAUUUCCCUCAGAGAAUAAAAACCUCCUUUCCUCCUAUCCACUUGCUGCUAGCACACUUUAAAUGGAUUAUAAUGUGAUAUUGCUGUUUAGGUGGACAGCCGCCAUUUCCCCUCUACACCACGUUCACGUCAUAACCCCAGAGCCUAGAAGAUUACUGUUUGGUCAGGGGCAGACACGUAGUCCGUAAAUAAAGGGGAAUGCUGUUGAAAUAGGACCUCAUAAAUUCCUUGCAGAUGUACUCAUGCCAGGCGAUCCAGAUACCUUCAUCCUCUUCACAUCUCUCACCCUCUUUGUCUUUUAGAGAACCGUCUUCAGUUUUGUCUGUAUACCUAGGAAGUUAACUAGAAGCUUUGACUCCUAGAGCAUGCCUGCUUAACUGAAGAGAAUUCUUGGGAGAGGAAGUACACAGCACUGGUGCCCCAGCCCUGCCGUGGUCUUCACUGUAUAUAGUUUGUGUGUUCUUCUGGGACACUUGAUUUCUUAUAUAGCAAAAACUCAGCAUGUAUUAAAUAUAAUUAUUGAAAUCUGCAAUGUAAGAUCCAUUAAG
Messenger RNA from Physeter macrocephalus (sperm whale), 3377 nucleotides. RefSeq names its product tripartite motif containing 45 (gene TRIM45). Gene Ontology annotation, molecular function: zinc ion binding; protein binding; ubiquitin protein ligase activity. The record is from RefSeq and is a predicted model, not a curated record. NCBI's taxonomy places the organism in Eukaryota, Metazoa, Chordata, Mammalia, Artiodactyla, Physeteridae. Gene Ontology annotation, cellular component: nucleoplasm.